AUGGGAAGCAAGCAUUCCAAAGGAACAACUGAUGGAAUGCCUUUUGCAGCUUUGCAGGAAGCAACUAACUACUUCGAUGAACGUUUGAUCAUUGGAGAGGGUGAUUUUGGGGAGGUUUACAGGGGUGUUUUGUGUGAUGGCACAAAGGUGGUCCUGAAAAGGCUGAAAAGGCGUUACCUUAUGUCCGGACAAGGUAUUGAAGAGUUCCGAACAAAAAUUGAGAUGCUCUCUCAGUUCCGCCAUCCCUAUUUGGUUUCAUUGAUAGGAUACUGUGAUGAAGGAAAUGAGAUGAUUCUAAUUUAUGAGUACAUGGAGAAUGGGAACCUCAGUAGCCAUUUGUAUGGAUCAGAUCUACGUCUUCCCACUAUGAGCUGGGAGCAGAGGCUGGAGAUAUGCAUCGGGGCAGCCAGAGGUCUUCACUACCUUCAUGCCAACGCAGUUAUACAUUGUGAUGUCAAAUCUACAAACAUAUUGCUUGAUGAGAAUUUUGUGCCAAAAAUUACUGAUUUUGGACUAUUCAAGAAAGGGCCUGAGCUUGAUCGAAUCCAAACUACCAAAAUUAUGAAAGGACCAAUGGGCUACCUUGACCCUGAAUAUUAUAGAACCCUAUGGCUGACAGAAAAGUCUGAUGUUUAUUCUUUUGGUGUUGUUUUAUUUGAAGUUCUUUGUGCUAAGCCUGCUGUAGGUCGUUAUCUUUCGAGGGAGAUGGUUAGUUUUGCUGAAUGGGCAAUGUAUUGGAUGAAGAAUGGGCAACUGGAAUGCAUCACAGAUCCCAAUCUUCUGGGAAAAAUAAGACCAGAUUCCCUCAAGAAGUUUGGAGAAACAGCUGAGAAAUGCUUAGCUGAUUCUGGUGUAGAUAGGCCAUCUAUGGGUGAGGUGCUGUGGAAUUUGGAGCAUGCACUUCAUCUCCAAGAGGCUGUCAUGCAAGAAAACAGUAUCAUCCCUCUUGGCAAGCUAUCACCGCAAAUUAAUGAUUUCAGUCAUGUUGAUGCCAGUUGUAGUGCUGCUCAGAUCGGAACAUCAAGUUCGUAUUGUGAUCUCUCUAGUGAUGAUGAUGCUAUAAGUCCGAGAUAA
Messenger RNA from Solanum verrucosum, 1074 nucleotides. RefSeq names its product receptor-like protein kinase HERK 1. Gene Ontology annotation, molecular function: transmembrane receptor protein tyrosine kinase activity; ATP binding. The transcript has a single exon. NCBI's taxonomy places the organism in Eukaryota, Viridiplantae, Streptophyta, Magnoliopsida, Solanales, Solanaceae. Gene Ontology annotation, biological process: protein autophosphorylation. The coding region runs from base 1 to 1074 and encodes 357 amino acids. Gene Ontology annotation, cellular component: plasmodesma; plasma membrane. The record is from RefSeq and is a predicted model, not a curated record.